Stereum hirsutum FP-91666 SS1 is the source of this 1879-nucleotide messenger RNA. Its product is annotated as WD40 repeat-like protein. Gene Ontology annotation, biological process: negative regulation of fatty acid biosynthetic process. The record is from RefSeq and is a predicted model, not a curated record. Gene Ontology annotation, cellular component: cytoplasm; Cul4-RING E3 ubiquitin ligase complex. The coding region runs from base 78 to 1796 and encodes 572 amino acids. The transcript is spliced from 10 exons. Gene Ontology annotation, molecular function: protein binding. NCBI's taxonomy places the organism in Eukaryota, Fungi, Basidiomycota, Agaricomycetes, Russulales, Stereaceae.
CAUUCUACUCGGUAUCACUGUUGUCUGUCCUUGAUACAGCUGUCAUCCGAUAUACCACAGAGACACAUGAUUCUAGUAUGGUAGACUUGGGUGAUACUCACGAGGGUGAAACCCCCCUCUUCUCGGAACGUCGUCGCUACAAGUCGACCAGGACCUUGUCAUCUCUUCCUCCGACCGUUGCUCUCUCACAGCGCUGGAGAAGAGAACUACUUUCCAGCACUUAUGAAUCUCCGCUUGAUAGGGUGAAUGUACUCAAGGGUCAUACAGGAUGUGUUAACGCGCUCUCUUGGGCUGAAGAUGGAAAGUUACUCCUUUCAGGAGGCGACGAUACCACUGUUCGUUUAUGGAGGCUGGACGAGAGUAAUACUACCACUGCAUACCCAUAUGUCUGUCAAAGCGUGAUCAACACUGGACAUACAGCUAACAUCUUCAACGCCCAAAUGCUGCCUGGAUCUACUCGAAUUGUAACCGUAGCAGGAGAUCGCCAAGUGCGGGUCUUCGACACAGCGGGCGCUGUUAGCCAAGCAGAUCCCAUGGGCAGUUCAGAGACACAUUAUCACGACUGUUGCCUUCGCGUCUUUCGAUGUCACAAAGGCCGGACGAAACGCGUAGUGACAGAAGAAAGUUCUGAUCUGUUCAUGACAGUCGGCGAGGACGGUACCGUUCGACAACACGACUUGCGUGUCCCUCAUCGAUGUUCUUCUGGAUGCCCUCCGCCCCUCGUGAAAUUACAUCGAGAGAUGUCCACUCUUGCUCUAUCUCCGUUGCGACCAUACCAGAUCGUUGUGGCCGGAGAAUCGCCAUAUGGGUAUUUAUUCGACAGGCGACAUUCUGGACGGUUUCUUAGAGAGGAGUGGGGCAUACCCCCCAACAAGGAGGAUGUCACGACUUGCGUGCGGAGAUUUGGGCGUCGCUCGAGAGGUAGCGGAGAGCAGAAAGGCCGCGAGCACAUCACUGGCGCUCGCAUGACAUCUACCAAUAGCCAUGAGGUCCUUCUUUCGUAUAACUCCGAUGCGGUCUAUCUAUAUUCCACGCAAGACGAUGCCGAAGAAGAACCCCGGGAAUCAGCCGUCCAUUCACCUAAUGGUAGUAUCGUCCCUCCGAACGCGAAACGACGAAAGGUAGAGCUACUCGCAGAACUUGCUGAUCUGGAUGCGGACGGGGAUCUUCUCGAAGACACCGAUAUGCAUGACGUCGAUCAGGAAGAGGACGACGAUGCAUCGUUUGUUGACGAUGCUGCCGAGGAUUCCGACGAGUCUGGAGAUCAUUCAGACGACGAUGAGUUCACUGAGGAGGUAGAAGAUAUGGAGAAAUGGGGUCUCUUGAGGGGUAUGGGAGCUGGGUAUGACAACGUUCCUAUCAUCUACCCUCGCCGCCGAUUCGCCGGAGCAUGCAACGAGGAAACCGUCAAGGAUGUGAACUUCCUUGGUCCCGAUGACUCUUACGUCGUCUCUGGGUCGGACGACGGAAACUUCUUCGUGUGGCGGAAGGCGACUGGAGCUCUUCAUGGGAUAUACGAAGGAGAUCAGCAUGUUGUGAACGUCAUCGAAGGCCACCCUCAUCUGCCGGUAGUGGCUGUGAGUGGGAUAGAUACGACUGUGAAGUUGUUCUCUCCUGUUCAAAGGAAUAGUGUAUUCUCCAGGACGAAAGAUGCGGAGGCUAUCUUGAAGCGGAAUCAAGAAUCAUCAUCAAGAUCAAUGGACCUGGGAAGUCUGUUUCUUCACUACAGUUUGGCUUUGAGAGACACGACAAGGGAUUCAGAAGAUGAGGAUGAGGAAGGUUGUCGCUACCAAUAAUCAGUUUCUCGUCAUUGUUAUAAUUGCAUUUCUUGUACUUCUCUGGCCUGUAUUUUGUAGCGAUGUGUACGAUAGGAAUUGCC